Messenger RNA from Symbiodinium sp. CCMP2592, 1725 nucleotides. The record is from the annotation of a GenBank genome assembly. NCBI's taxonomy places the organism in Eukaryota, Dinophyceae, Suessiales, Symbiodiniaceae.
AUGUUGUGCUUCCGUGUCGUGUUCAAAGCAUGGAUUUUUUUCUGUGUGGGAACAGCCGCCUCGUGCACGAUCUCCGUCAUUGCUUCCACGUGGAAAGCUUUUGCGGCGCAAAAGGUGGAUGGUUCAGUGAUCACAUGGGGAGACAGCGGUUUCGGCGGCGAUUCGAGCGGUGUAGCUUCAAAUCUUUCGAGCGGAGCUGCUUUCAUCGCUGGAAACGAGGGUGCUUUCGCUGCAAAGAUGUUGGAUGGUAGCGUGGUCACUUGGGGUGUCGGCUAUAUGGGUGGGGACUCCAGUUCCGUGGCCGGACACUUGACUGGAGUUGACAAAGUUGUUGCAAGCAGGCAGCAGUUUGCCGCGCUGAAGCUCGAUGGCAGCGUCGUCUCAUGGGGAUUCGCCGACUUGAGCCUUGUGGCGGGCAAUCUUACAUCCGGAAUCAUCGAAGUCGUCGAUGGUGGCAAGGGUUUCGUGGCCAGGAAGCAGGAUGGGAGCCUGGUCGCGUGGGGGUCUAACCCCUAUGCCUAUGCGCUACCUUCGGAAGCAUCGUCGGGUGUGGUCAGCGUGCACAGUUUUCAGAGGGCCUUUUUGACCAAUGAUGCGUGGUGGGCCGUCAAGGAUGACGGCAGUGUCUUCACAUUCGGACAAGCUGUGACAACCCCGACAGUAGACCUCACCGGAGCUGAAGCAUGCUAUUAUACAGCUUUGUCUGAAUUUGCAGCCAAGAAGGCGGAUGGAAGCGUUGUCACCUGGGGGUCCGUACAAGAUAUCCCCCCUCCGAACGCGAGCCUUUCAUCAGGAGUUGAUUUCCUGGUGGUUACCUCAGGUGCGUUUGCAGCCAGGAUGCUGGAUGGCAGUGUUUUAACCUGGGGCAGAGCUAGUUGGGGUGCCGAUUCAAGUGCCGUGGCUGGCCAAUUGGCCGCUGUGAAGGCUAUCUACGUGACUAAGUAUGCCUUUGCGGCACUGAAAGUGGACGGUUCAGUCAUAACCUGGGGCAGUGCCGACCAGGGUGGCAAUUCCAGCGAGGUUGCCGACAAGCUCGCAUCCGGUGUUGUGCGGAUUCGGGCCACAGACUCGGCCUUCGCAGCGCUCAAGGAGGACGGCAGUGUCGUUACCUGGGGAGACAGCGGGCGUGGAGGCGAUUCCAGCGCGGUCGCAGGUGAACUCUCAUCCGGCGUGGAUUUCAUCAAAGCCAGCGAUCGCGCCUUCGCAGCCAGAAAGGAAGACUCGAGCGUGGUCACCUGGGGUGACCCCGACGGUGGGGACUCGAGCGCGGCGGCAUCGUUCCUUUCGUCUGGUGUGGCUGAAGACCCGUGCUUCACAAUCACGACGACCAGUCGGACGAUGACCAGCAGCACCCGCACCACUUCCACCUUUACCACACGUACCACCAGCACAGGUACCUCAGCGACCCAGACGACGACUUCACUCACAAGCACCACUAGCACGGCCUCGACGGUCAGCACGACCACCACCACCAGCGCGACCACCACCGCCACCUUGCAAUUGGUCGUCGGCGCCAAUGUUGAACUCACGGAAGAUGACGACGGAACCCAUGUGAGCAUUGAAGCGGUGGCUGGCAUUGCUGGCGCAGUUGCUGGCUUCAUUGCGAUGCUGGCGGUUGUUUGCUGGUUUGCUCGGUGCAGGGGCUCAGGAGUCUCGCUCUACUCGUGCUUGAAUGGAGUUUUUGGGGCGCAGACCAGUGGAGCCACUGCCACCACAUCCGUGUAG